Molecule: messenger RNA, 1401 nt
Organism: Pomacea canaliculata
Lineage: Eukaryota; Metazoa; Mollusca; Gastropoda; Architaenioglossa; Ampullariidae
Product: syntaxin-18-like
Exons: 10
Coding region: 96-1085 (329 amino acids)
Biological process (GO): retrograde vesicle-mediated transport, Golgi to endoplasmic reticulum
Cellular component (GO): SNARE complex; endoplasmic reticulum
Source: RefSeq, a predicted model, not a curated record
UCGAGAGUAGCGUCCCUGGAACAAUGGCAGGGAAGCCCCGAGAAGCCACAGACGUGUAGACAAGUUUGUGGUGAAACAGAAACUUGCAGCCAAACAUGGCUGACGUAACAAAUGUGUUCAAGGCGAACGUGAAAGCUGUUAAAUCACGUCAAAAGCUUCACGAUCAAAAAACCAACACCAGUUCGAAGAGCAAUAUUUUACCAACAGCAAAGCAAAGAGGAGAUUUUGAAACAAAAGCAAGGAAUCUGGUGAUCAACAUCACCAAGCUGAGAGACUUUCUUUUGCAAAAUAGAAAGGAGUAUGUUAAUGCUGGCAGUCUGCUAGCAGGACACCUUUCAACCAUGACAGAUGCUGAGAGAGACCAGAUAGAUAGUGAAGCACAAAGCAUAAUUAAAACCUGCCGUGAAACAAUUCAGAGGUUUCGUGAGGAGACUGGUGCCCAGACUGUUCAUCCUCAAGUGAAAGACCAUCGUGCUGCGGUUCUGUUUCUCAUUGAUGCUUACUUAAAAGCUGUGUGCAAGAUCUACAGUGAGCAGAAGGCUGUACGAGUUAAACGUGUAGUGGAUAAAAAAAAGAUAUCAAGACUGGAGCCAGAUAAGAGUAGGAGCUUUGUAGCUCGGCUAGAGGCACAGAGAAAUCAAGAGAAUGAGAAGACCACUGAGCAGAAAGGUUUUGAAGGCAAGGAGGAAGGAAAGGUUUCACGGCCAGACAGCAUUGCUCUUUUGGAGAGAGGAAGUGACCAGGAGGAGGUGGACAUUUCUCCUGAGGAGGCUCAAAUGUUCGAGCAGGAGAAUCAAGCCCUGUAUGAGGAGAUGAACAGCAUGGCUGAGGAAGUCAGGCAGAUAGAGGGCAAAGUGGUGGAAAUUGCUAAGCUUCAGGAAAUCUUCACUGAAAAAGUUUUGGAGCAGGACAAGCAGAUUGAUUCAAUCUCUACUACAGUGGUUGGAACAUCUAUCAACAUCAAAGAUGCCAAUGAGGAAAUUCGAGAGGCCAUCAAGAAAAAAGCGGAGUUCAGAGUUUGGAUUCUUUUCUUUAUAGUUGUAUGUUCAUUUUCACUCCUGUUUCUUGAUUGGUAUAAUGGAUGACAACAGGACCAAAAAGACUGGCAUUUGUCUGAAUUUCAUUGUUUUGAUUGAAAAUGAAUCUUUUGCAAAAAUUAUUUGUGUAGCUAUUUAAAGAAAUAUUUUAUCAGAGAAGUACACUUUAACUACAAGAGCUUCAGCACUGUACUAUGCAAUUGUAGAAAUAAAGAUCUUAUUUGCUACGUAUGCUAGUGCUAUUUACUUCAAGUGAUCCUUUGAUCUUGCAAGUAGUAGUUGAUUCCUGCUAGUGAGAUUCUUGAUUUUUAAGACUGCUUGUUGUAUAUAUGCAUUUCAUGUGCAAUAAAUAAUGCUCCUUAUC